Molecule: messenger RNA, 1134 nt
Organism: Micropterus salmoides (largemouth bass)
Lineage: Eukaryota; Metazoa; Chordata; Actinopteri; Centrarchiformes; Centrarchidae
Exons: 7
Coding region: 16-852 (278 amino acids)
Source: RefSeq, a predicted model, not a curated record
AACGGCAGUAGUCUCAUGACAGUUUGUUUGACAAAUAAACGGAAAGGCCAUCUAGGAAUGCUAACAUUCAGGGUUAACGUUCAGAUUAGAUUAGAUUCAGACAGACCUGAAAGACACACAGGCAUCAGAGCCACGAUGAAGAAUUUGUGUGUUGCUGUUGUUGUGCUGAGUCUCACUUCAGUGUGCCAGCCUGCGUCACUGGCCUGUGAGAAGCUGUUGAAGCCAGUAGACAAAGGACCAGAUUUUUCUGGGAGUUGGUACCUCAUAGCCAUUUCCUCAGACUCCUGUUUGGCUACCACAUUACUGAAUUCAUUUUUUUGGCCAAGUGUUGCAGUGGACAUUACCUCUAAGGACAUACCGAACAUCUACAAUGGGAACUUUAAGAUUAAAAUGUAUGGAGUUUGUGCUAAUGAAUCAGAAAAUUAUUUGUACGAGAACAACACCGUCUUUGAUGUUGACAGCAACAAUGCCCCAACUGGUUCACCAGAUGUGAUGCUACAGAGUGGCUGUCCUGACUGCAUCGUUGCAAAGACGGAUGACAUCAUUAACACUUUUGUGCUCUUCAGUAGAAGAAAGAUUGUCACUGCUGCUGAGCUGAAGGAGUUUGAGACACAGACAGAGUGUCUCGGCUGGGCCAAACCACAGGUCUUAAACACAGAUCACGACUAUGAAAACUGCACAUCACUUGACGAUGAUGACGUUGAUACUUCGGGAUUAUCACACAUGAUCUAUCAAAGGCUGAAAAACACGUAUACAGAGCCCCUCAAGUGUCUUGCAGGCAAUUUUCUUUAUUACCCCAGCCUUGCCAUUGAGUGGGCUCAGCAAGGGUGGGAUAAGUACUGGAGAGUUUAGGGCACUACUAUAACACAUAUUCACUCACAUCAAUGAUGUUUAUGUGAAAUGGCGCAACCCAUUUCUAACGGAAUUAAUUAUUGAUUGAUUUACUGUUUGAAAGGUGUAGACCCAGAGGAAUUUUGGGCCCCAUGACAAAAACAUCAAAUUGGGCCCCCCCUGCACAGCAUAACUCUCUCUCCCAUAUUUGCUACAUUUGCUGCAGUGAAUACGUUGCAAAACACAUACCUGUAUCACAGAAUGUGAAGUCAUGAAUAAAAUUUGCACAUCUAAAAAUCAGAA